CCAGCUCCGGUGUGGCAGCUUGAGAAGUGAUGGAAGCCGCAGGGUAGAGGGGAAGAAAGACAAGCUGGGAGGCAAGAGAGACAGGUGGCUGAUGCAGGACUUGCUCGAUUUUCUACAUCCCAUUUAACCAUAAACAGACCUGAGAGCUGGAGGCGUGGUUGAGUGUAGAGUCCUGAAACCAGCUAAACCCAUCGCUCCAACAGACUCCAUGCUUCUUUCUCACUGGCUUUAAAUUUGGUGUGAAGGAUUCUCUUCACUGUGUAUGGACAGAAAACCAAUGCGUAGGUGUCUCAGUACUCGUCCAGGUGAGACUGGUAUGGAUGUGACGAGCCGUUGCACCCUAGGUGACCCAAAUAAACUUCCUGAAGGGGUCCCGCAGCCGGCCCGCAUGCCUUAUGUCUCCGACAAGCAUCCACGGCAGACCCUGGAGGUCAUCAACCUGUUGCGAAAGCACCGUGAGCUCUGUGAUGUGGUACUUGUGGUGGGAGCUAAGAAGAUCUAUGCCCACAGGGUCAUCCUGUCAGCUUGUAGCCCUUACUUUCGGGCGAUGUUUACAGGGGAAUUGGCAGAGAGUCGCCAAACAGAAGUAGUUAUACGGGACAUUGAUGAGAGAGCCAUGGAACUUCUGAUUGACUUUUCCUACACCUCACAGAUCACUGUAGAAGAGGGCAAUGUGCAAACCUUGUUGCCGGCCGCCUGUCUUCUCCAGCUUGCAGAGAUUCAAGAGGCCUGUUGUGAAUUUCUCAAGAGACAGCUUGAUCCAUCUAACUGCUUGGGCAUCCGGGCUUUCGCUGACACUCACUCAUGCAGAGAGCUGUUGAGAAUUGCAGACAAAUUCACACAACAUAACUUCCAAGAGGUGAUGGAAAGUGAGGAGUUCAUGCUCCUUCCAGCAAACCAGUUGAUAGAUAUAAUAUCCAGUGAUGAGCUGAACGUACGUAGUGAAGAGCAGGUUUUCAAUGCGGUUAUGGCAUGGGUCAAAUACAGCAUUCAGGAGAGAAGGCCACAGCUGCCGCAGGUACUUCAGCAUGUUCGGUUACCUCUGUUGAGUCCAAAAUUCUUAGUGGGAACAGUAGGAUCUGAUCCUCUGAUCAAAAGUGAUGAGGAGUGCAGAGACUUAGUGGAUGAAGCCAAGAACUACCUUCUGCUUCCUCAAGAGAGACCUCUUAUGCAAGGACCCAGAACACGACCUCGAAAGCCAAUACGUUGUGGGGAGGUACUUUUUGCAGUUGGUGGCUGGUGCAGUGGAGAUGCCAUUUCUAGUGUGGAACGCUAUGACCCACAGACCAAUGAAUGGAGGAUGGUGGCAUCUAUGAGCAAACGACGCUGCGGGGUUGGGGUUAGUGUCUUAGAUGAUCUUCUGUAUGCCGUUGGUGGCCAUGAUGGAUCGUCAUACCUCAACAGUGUUGAAAGAUAUGACCCAAAGACCAAUCAGUGGAGCAGUGAUGUGGCUCCUACGAGCACUUGCAGGACAAGCGUUGGUGUUGCUGUUCUCGGGGGAUAUCUUUAUGCGGUUGGAGGCCAAGAUGGUGUCUCCUGUCUUAAUAUUGUGGAAAGGUAUGACCCAAAGGAAAAUAAGUGGACACGAGUAGCUUCCAUGAGUACAAGGAGGCUUGGUGUAGCUGUUGCAGUACUCGGCGGGUUCCUGUAUGCUGUUGGGGGUUCCGAUGGAACGUCUCCUUUAAAUACAGUGGAACGGUAUAACCCCCAGGAGAACCGCUGGCACACAAUAGCACCCAUGGGCACAAGAAGGAAGCACCUUGGCUGUGCAGUAUAUCAGGAUAUGAUCUAUGCAGUGGGAGGAAGAGAUGACACUACAGAACUCAGCAGUGCUGAGCGAUAUAACCCUAGAACCAACCAAUGGUCACCAGUAGUUGCCAUGACAUCUCGGCGAAGUGGGGUCGGCCUUGCUGUUGUAAACGGACAACUAAUGGCAGUAGGAGGUUUUGACGGGACAACCUAUUUAAAGACGAUAGAAGUGUUUGAUCCAGAUGCAAACACAUGGCGGUUAUAUGGAGGCAUGAACUACCGUCGUCUUGGGGGCGGAGUUGGCGUUAUCAAAAUGACGCACUGCGAGUCGCACAUCUGGUGAACCAACCAAGGAACUGCAAUUACUGUCCAUGCCACUGUCCGAGGUUUAACCAGAGACCUCAAUCUCCACAGAAACCAGAAACAAAAUCAAGCUUUGUAUUCUUCUGUUACACCCAUGAACCAUGAAGAGAACUCAAUGUGUUUAAUAUUUUUACAUUAUUUUGUUCUUCUGGUAUUUUUUUUUUUUAUGUGCAAAUAUUUUUUUUUAGAAAGAAAAAAGAUUUUAUUUUUUUUCUUAAAAUAAAAAAAAGCAGUUCUGCACAUUGCUAAGUUAUACUGGGUAGUUCUCGUUGGCAUUGGUGCAUUACCCAGAACUUGUUUACAUGAUUAUUUUAAUUUGUCUCUCCUGGAGCUUUAUAUGUUUUAAUAUAUAAAGACUUCUUCUCCUGGUUCCAUGCAGCAAGUAAUUAAAUGUGAAGUUUUCAGUGAAGGAUUUCUUCAAUAAAAGAAUUUCAAUAAACCUUAAGAACUAAAUAAUGGAAUCUUCCAAGAAGAUGGAUAGAAUCUAGUAUUUUCCUUUUGAACAUGAAGACCAUGAGUUUGGGUGAUGUAACCCAACAUCUAAGUAGACAUCAGUCAUCCAAGUGCUCUUGUGACAACUCGAUGGCCUCAUUUUAAAGCAAAAAUCUUUCAAAACCUUUUCAAAUGGGCCAACAGAAUAACUGGACCAUUGUAUGGGGAAGAUCGGAGCUUUUCAUUUAAGCGGAUGCUUCAGGUAUAGGCUUUUGCAAAGUCAUUUGAACUACAACCACUCCCUAUUUUUCUUGUGCCUAUACUUAUUCGUACAACAUACAUGCCCGUCACCACCAUGAGUAGAACCUUUUCUGACAUGCUUAUAUAAUAUUAUGCAAAGAUCUUUGAAUUUAUCACAGGUAAUGAAUAAUAUAGUUUUUUUUUCUUCAAAUUGACAACAAAGUUAUGACUCGUCACAAGGGACAUAAAAAUGUCAUCAUGUUUGCUGCUUAAAGUAAACCCUACCUGGAAAUAUUAUUCUAAGGGCCUGAGGUUUUUGUAUUUGUAUUUUAACAACUAAUGGCAAAAAAAGAACAAUAUAACAAAACGACAUGCAAAUGAGACACAUUAUUGUAACAUUAAAGGGACAUGCAAACAAUAUUUUUUUCUUUUAUAGCUUAGAGCAUACAAUUUGAAACAACUUUCCAAUUUACAUGUAUUUUCAAAUUUGCUUCAUUCUCUUGGUAUCGUUUGUUGAAGGGGCAUCAAUGCACUACUGGGAGCUAGCUGAACGCAUCAGGUUAGCCACUGAAAAUAGGUAUAUAUGUGUGCAGCCACCAAUCAAAAGCUACCUCCCAGUAGUGCAUUGCUGCCCCUUAGCCUAUUUAAGUAUACUUUUCAAGCAAAAUUAGAUAAUAGAAGUAAAAUAGAAAGGUGUUUAAAAGUGUAUGUUCUACCUGAAUCGUUAAAGGGGGGUUGUGUCACUUUAAGAUAGUUAAAACUGUGUUCCUUAAAAGAUCCAUUUUUUUAAGUGAUCAUAAAAAUUGACAGUUUCAUUUAAAGGGACAUGGAAAUUAAAAUUAUUUCACGAUUCAAAUAGAGCAUACAACUAAAAAAAAAGUGUUCCUAUUUGCUUUUAUUAUCAAUUUUUACUUUUUUCCUCUUAGUAGCCUUUGUUGAAGCUUGGCUCCUUCCCAUGAGGGCAUAUCUAGGUAGCCUGACGGGUAUGUCUUGAGAACUAUAUGCCAACAGUGUUUACAACAAUGAUUGUAACAAUGUUAUACAUUGUUGCAGACGCCACUGCCACAUAACACACAAGGCGCUUUUUUAUAGUGGUUGUCUGAAUGAGACAUUACUAUUUACUCUUUGGUCCUUUCAAACCAAUUUACAUAGAUAAGAUACUAUCAGUUCCAUUUAGUGCUAUCAUCUAAAUGCAUGCAGAUUGCUCUAUUCAUACUUCUCAAGUCUAAGUGCCUGGAUAGAUAUGGAGGAUACUUUUUUUUUUUUUUUUUAAAUGUUGUAUAUAAUGUGCCCUGCAGGUUGUAUGCCUAAAUGUUUUAUAAUUAAUAUCAAAUGUUUUUAAGCUGAAAAUUGCUUAAAGUGACAUUGAACUCUAAGAUUGUAAUAUAAAACGAUAAAUUAUAUAUAUAUACUCUGCAA
Molecule: messenger RNA, 4203 nt
Organism: Bombina bombina (fire-bellied toad)
Lineage: Eukaryota; Metazoa; Chordata; Amphibia; Anura; Bombinatoridae
Gene: KLHL20
Product: kelch like family member 20
Exons: 12
Coding region: 263-2092 (609 amino acids)
Molecular function (GO): protein binding
Source: RefSeq, a predicted model, not a curated record